Messenger RNA from Hermetia illucens (black soldier fly), 1971 nucleotides. Its product is annotated as xylulose kinase. NCBI's taxonomy places the organism in Eukaryota, Metazoa, Arthropoda, Insecta, Diptera, Stratiomyidae. Bases 161 to 1822 code for a protein of 553 amino acids. Gene Ontology annotation, cellular component: cytosol. Gene Ontology annotation, biological process: D-xylose metabolic process; xylulose metabolic process. The record is from RefSeq and is a predicted model, not a curated record. Gene Ontology annotation, molecular function: D-xylulokinase activity. The transcript has 8 exons.
CUUACGUACACGCUCCUCGGUUUUGUUUGUUUAUAAACUUUGGCUCGUCUUCCAGCAUUGUUAGACUAGCGAAUUCUAAAUGGAUUCAGUUGCUUCGCUCGCGAGGUUGAAGCCGUUUGUGUCGUUGAUAAUUGUUAGAACGUGAGAAGUUUGCGCCGCAAUGCCGACCGAGGAGGAAACGUACCUUGGAUUCGAUCUGAGCACUCAGAAGCUUAAAGCUGUCCAACUUAGCAAGGACUUACAGACGUUGGUCUAUGCUGAAGUGAAAUUCGAUAAGGAUCUCUACGAAUUCCAAACCUUUGGCGGCGUUCACGCUGGUGAUGAAACACACGAAUUUUACGUUCGCCCCAUCAUGUGGGUAAAGGCUUUAGACAUGGUGCUCGAUCGACUUGUUGUCCAAGGAGCGAAUCUCAGUACAGUAGUAGCCCUUAGUGGCUCUGCGCAGCAACACGGUUCGGUCUACUGGACACAACAAGGAAUCGAUACCCUCAACCAACUCGAUGCUGAUAAAUUUCUCCACGUACAACUCAACGAAUCAGCAUUUUCACUGAACCGUACGCCAAUUUGGAUGGACGGCUCGACAGAAAAACAAUGCGCUGACAUGGAAGACGCUGUUGGUGGUCGUGAAAAAAUGGUGGAAAUAAGCGGCUCAAAAUGCUAUCCAAGAUUUACAGGACCUCAAAUUCGAAAAAUUUACGAAACAAAACCCGAUGUCUACGAGAACACUGUUAGAAUUUCGUUGGUGAGCAGCUUUUUGGCAUCAAUAUUUAUUGGUCAUGUUGCACCAAUUGACAUGGCCGAUGGUUCUGGAAUGAAUUUAUUGGAUAUUCGCUCGAAGAAAUGGUCAGAGGCGUGUCUGAAUGCGUGUGCACCGGAUUUAGAAAGGCGUUUAGGAGAACCAGUGAAAACAUGCUCAGUUAUCGGAAAUGUUUGUUCAUUCUUCGUGCAACGAUAUGGAUUCAAAAAUACUUGCAAAGUGACUGGAUUCACCGGGGAUAAUCCAUCAGCUCUGUGUGGAAUGCUCGUUCAUAAGGAACUGCUCGCAGUUUCCUUGGGUACAAGUGAUACUAUUAUGAUGACCUUAACACAACCAUCAUUGCUUCAGGAAGGUCAUAUUUUGAGGCAUCCUGUUGAGGAUACUUUCAUGGGUUUGUUAUGUUUUAGAAACGGUUCAUUGGUUCGUGAUGUGUUCAAACGUGCCGAUGCCAACAAUAACUGGGAUUGCUUCAGCGAAAUGUUGGAUUCAACUCCGCGCGGGAAUGGCGGAAAUAUGGCUUUGCAUUUUCAUUCAGUUGAAAUCAUUCCGAGUGUCGAAGGCACACUUAGAUGGGGACCAGAACAUUCGCUCAAUUGUUCGGACGCAUCAGUAGGAUUAGCUAAAUUUAACUCGCCUGCCGUUGAGAUACGAGCUUUAGUCGAAGGGCAGAUGCUUCACCGGAAAGCAAUAGCAGCGGAUAUGGGAUUUACAUUCGGAGAAAACACAAAAAUUGUAGCAACAGGAGGAGCAUCCGCAAAUAAGUCAAUUCUACAAGUUGUCGCUGAUGUUUUCAACGCACCGGUUUACAUACAAAAAACAACGGAAGCAGCCCUUCUCGGUUCAGCGUAUCGUGCCAAGUUCACAUUGCACAUUACUUCGACCGGUGUCAACCCGUCUGAAGACUAUUAUGAGUACAUAGCACAAUUCCUGCCACAUAAUUUGCACCGAGUAUGCGAUCCGGCCAAAGACAGUGAAGACGAUUACCUGCCCAUGUUACCACGCUUCCGUGAUAUGGUGAAAGCCUUGCAGACAAGGAAGAAGACAAUGAACGUUUACGGUUUCUAGAACCACGUUAAGCAAUAGAGAAGACAUUCCAGUUGAGCGUGAUCUACUGUGAUUUUAUGGUGCCGUUUUGAAUUUUUCGAGGAAGGGAUGAGAAAAGUGUUUUUGUAAUGUAUUAUUGGGGGAAGUGAAUAAAAGAUUAUUCAGAGAAA